This is a messenger RNA of Sphaeramia orbicularis (orbiculate cardinalfish), 1583 nucleotides long. It is a transcript of the gene mrpl37, whose product is annotated as mitochondrial ribosomal protein L37. Gene Ontology annotation, molecular function: structural constituent of ribosome. Gene Ontology annotation, biological process: translation. NCBI's taxonomy places the organism in Eukaryota, Metazoa, Chordata, Actinopteri, Kurtiformes, Apogonidae. The coding region runs from base 112 to 1428 and encodes 438 amino acids. The transcript has 8 exons. Gene Ontology annotation, cellular component: mitochondrion; ribosome. The record is from RefSeq and is a predicted model, not a curated record.
GAAUCCAACAUGGCGGCGCCCUGUAGCAGUAGUUAAUUUGACAGAAGAUGACUUAGGUCACAGAACCGUCUUUUAAUUCAUAUAUUAAUUAAAAUCGGAGCAGGAGGAGACAUGUUUCCAGAGGCCGCUCGGAGCCUAAAGGCCGCGGCUCCUGUCUUUUGUCAGUCCGUCUUCUGGGGGGAGGUGAGGCUGUUGGCGGUCACACAUGGAGGCUCCGGCCGCCUGCAGGCCCACAGACACUUCAGCAUCAGCCGGCGAACCGCAGCCAAGAUCCAGCCUCCUCCCAGACCCAGGGAGCGGGUGGAGAUCCCCGGACUAGAGAGGGUCACUUAUGCGGAGAGGAUGCACUAUGUGCCGGGGCUGUCCAAGCCUGUUAACCCGCACUGGGAGAGGGACUACAAGGACCCGAGAUAUUACAAGUCACCCCCGGUUCAUGAGAUGGUCCUGAAUAAAGAGGAACCGUGUUAUGUGUUUCACCAGAGGACCAACAUACUGGAAGGUAUGACCCAGGCUCUGUGGUUAACCAAAACACAGCUGAUCUCUGGUCUGACCCCUCAACUUCUUUCUCUGGCCCAGAAUCCUGCCAAUCAGAUCCCAGAUCAGGAUGAACGUGUGCAGAAUGCCAUCAAACAUGCACGUUUCUGGGACACAACAGAACAGCGGCCAUGCAAGGAGAGAUACAGUAUGACUCUGCUGCACAACCUGCUCCAUCUAUGUGCAACUCUGCAGGCCAGUCACCCAGCUGUCGGACGGAGGGUUCCUGUGGAAAAGUACUCACUGGCAGCAACAUGGAAAAGAGGUGAAGACCUGUUCCAGAUUCGGGGUAUGAACGGUUUACUCCAUACCUGCAUGGAUCCACUCCCAGCAGCCUCUGGGAAACAGGAAAUUGCUGACACUGCGGGUCACGUCCUAGAAACCUUCUACCCCGUCUCUCCCACCAUUGACCUGCAGAAAGUUCAAGUGUACAAUGAGGAGGUGAACAGCACAGGUUUCAGGGAAGACUACCCCUAUCCCCACGCCCACACUCUUUACUUCCAUGAUGCGCAGGAUCCUGGUUGUAAACUCCUCUCAGAUCAGUUAAGAGCAAAGAUGAUUAUGUUUGCUUUUGGAAACGCCUUGGCCCGUGCACACUUACUGUAUGGGACUCAACCUCAGAGUGUAUUGGAUCAUCCUGUAACAGUACAGGCGGUGGCAACCAACGGAAGAAUUUUCCAGUUCUUGGUUUUCCAGCUCAACAGUACAGAUCUCUCAGGAGAUGACGGCAUCAAGAACCAGGUUUGGGUGGAUAAGGAUGCUGAGCUGUACAAAUACGCCAAAGUCAGACCAUUAAUCAAGAAGAAACAAGUGGUGGUACCGGCUGGACUGGAAGGAUACAACCCUGAAACAUUCACCAAGUUCCUGGCUCUGUACCUGAACGGAGCUGUGUAGGACUCUGUAUGUGUGUUUGUGUGUCUGUACAGAAAACACCCUCCUCCUUUACAGUCAAUCAGCCUGUUUUCAGAGACUGAAACAGUGGCUUGUUUUCAUCCCAGUAUUUCUUUUUGUUACUAGAACACAAUAAAUAAAACUCAUUCUGGAUACAG